CCUCUAUCUUUCUCGUAUCUCCCCUUCCCAUAGUCCUCAUCUCCUCUAUCUCUCCUCUUCGCAACCUUGAUCCCCAAAUCUUGAACCCAGACCUGUCUUCCCUCUCUCUUUCCCGUAUACCUAUCUCUUCCCUCUCGUUCUAAACGACGGGCAGCCACACGAUCGAAACCGACGGGAAUCAACUCCCAAAAUCAAGUUGAUUCAGUCACACAUUGGUUUGCAACAACCGUACUUGGUUUGCCUCGUAUUCAGUCACGCAUUCAGUCACGCAUUUGUUCAAAAGAUAACUCAAGGUUGAUCCAGUAUAAGGGGCAAAAGUUUCUAGCAAAAGUUAGUCUUCACAAGGUAAAAGUCAUUUUCUUCUCAAAAACAGGGGUGCAUGCUGCUCCAUUCAUACGCCAAACUGCUAAAAAUUAUUGGAGUCAUGCUUCUUUUGCAUUCGUGCUAUGGCAAUAGAACUAUGGAAGACAAAUAUGAGGCAUCCUCAGGCAUCUGAGGUCGUCAACAAGGACAUAAUAUCGCACUUUGUUCUUCGGCUAGUUUAUUGCAGAACAAGAAAUCUAUUGCUGGCAAGAAAGCUCGAGACUCAAAGACACUUCUCCACCAUUCCGGUUCGAAGCCCUUUUCGUAUAGGGUUGAGGCACGACGUGAGGAGGGUUCUAAGUUCCCACAGAUUGACCUGUUCAAGCAUGUUUACGUUCAUCCCAACAAUGAGAACAGUGACCAGCUUUAUGGUGAUAUGGUGGAAAAGAGCACUGCUAUUCUCCAAGAAGCAACAUCGCAGCUUCCCCCAGAGACCCCGAUCGAGAACAUCAUUGUACCCAAGGAUGCAGAUGUUCAGAUCGUGACUGAGGUCCUGGAUCAGAAGUUCGGUCGUCGUCAUGGUAAGGUUGUUCGGUGUACGGGGAAGGCGGGGGUUCGUGAAACGGGUGCCUCUUCUUCCAGAUUGUCCACAGAAGAGGUCAAUUCCUUGAAGGAGAAAGUGACAACCCUAAGAGGUCAGGUUGCGGCCCAGGGCGACCAUAUUAGGGCCCAGGACGAGAGGAUGAAUAUGAUUGUUCAGGCCUUAGCGAUGUCCGGCCUCCAAAUCCCGACGAUGCUAGCACCUAAUGUUGCUCCACCUUCGACUUCCCAGCCAUUUCGCCCAAACGAUACCGAGUAGCAUGAUGUAUUAAACU
This is a messenger RNA of Malus domestica (apple), 1178 nucleotides long. NCBI's taxonomy places the organism in Eukaryota, Viridiplantae, Streptophyta, Magnoliopsida, Rosales, Rosaceae. The record is from RefSeq and is a predicted model, not a curated record.